Dreissena polymorpha is the source of this 4501-nucleotide messenger RNA. RefSeq names its product protein jagged-1b-like. Gene Ontology annotation, molecular function: calcium ion binding; Notch binding. Gene Ontology annotation, biological process: establishment or maintenance of epithelial cell apical/basal polarity; Notch signaling pathway; cell communication. The record is from RefSeq and is a predicted model, not a curated record. NCBI's taxonomy places the organism in Eukaryota, Metazoa, Mollusca, Bivalvia, Myida, Dreissenidae. Gene Ontology annotation, cellular component: plasma membrane; protein-containing complex.
AUCACAUGCUCAGAAAUGUCUGCGACGAACCUGCCGAUCGGUCCAAUCUUCUAUUGCGCGGACUAAUGUUACUUAAAGCUAUAUCUUCUCUUACCGUUAUAGCGUUUUCAAUAGAUCAAUGUACUUUGGCGGUUAAUCUAAUACAAUUAUUCAGGAAACGAUAUAGAUUGUUAAACUUUGGCUACAAAGCCCUAUAUAAAAGUGUACAGUAUCACGAUGAAGAUAUUUUCAUGGACUUUGUUUAUUUUGUGCUUUGUAUUGAAGUCAUGCACAUGUUCCGGAUACUUCGAGAUUAAUGUUGUUGGAAUAGAAAACAUUCGCGGCGAAGUUUCUGAUGGCACAUGUUGUGCGUCACGUGACCAUUCUAGAAUUGACGGAACAUGUGUUAACGCAUGUAAAACUUUCUUUAAGGUGUGUUUGAAGGAAUAUCAGUCACCCGUGCGAUUUACCGGCAGUUGUACGUUUGGUCAUUACAUUACAGAAAUACUUGGUAACAGUACAUUCCGCUUUGAUGGCACCAGUGAGAAUUAUGGUUCAUCUAUCAAAUUACCAUUCCAAUUUUCAUGGACGAUGGCGUACACACUUAUAGUCACUGCCUGGGACAAAGGUGAUAUUUUUCAAGGUGACCGUCUGAUAGACGUUUCUUCACAUUCCGGUGUCAUCCUUCCUGGCGACGCUUGGCACACCUUGACUAACAACGGGCACACCGCUACACUGAUAUACAAGAUUCGAGUUGUCUGCGAUACGAACUACUUCAACACCACGUGCUCCAAGUACUGUAGACCACGUGACGACAAGCUUGGGCACUACACGUGCAACGGAAACGGAGACAAGGUCUGCAUGGAUGGAUGGCUCGGAACGGAGUGUGACAUAGCUAUUUGCAAACCCGGAUGUCAUGCUAUCCACGGGACCUGCGAUACGCCUGGCGAGUGCAAGUGCGGGUACGGUUGGCGGGGCCCUCUAUGUGACGAGUGUUCUCCCUACCCCGGAUGUCAGCACGGCACGUGCCGGAACUCACCCUGGACCUGCGACUGUGACCUCAACUGGGGCGGCAUUCUCUGUGACAAAGACUUAAACAAGUGUCGCUACCAUCCGUGCAAGAACAACGGGCUGUGUAUGAACAGUGAGCCAGACAACUACACCUGUCACUGCAGCCUAGGAUAUGCCGGAAGGAACUGCCAGAUUGUCGUUGACCCAUGUACAGACGACCGCUGUUUGAACGGGGGUACGUGUCAGCACGUUCCUUCCGGUUUCGUGUGCACGUGUCCUUCCGGGUGGACUGGGGAGAGAUGCGAGGAGGACGUGGACGAAUGCCUCUCCCGCCCGUGCCAGCACGGAGCCACGUGCUUGGAUCGCGUGAACGGCUUCGAGUGCACGUGUUCCGCGGGCUGGCAGGGACCGCAGUGUCAGCUGGAUGCAGACGAGUGCGCGGGUAGGCCGUGUGUGCACGCGCUCACGUGCAGGGACCUCGUGGGAGACUACACGUGCGAGUGUCAGAUAGGCUGGACGGGGAAGAAUUGUGACAUAAAUUUAAAUGACUGUCACCAGCAAUGCAUAAAUGGCGGGACAUGUUUUGAUAGGGUGGGUAGCUUCUUCUGUCGAUGUCCGCCGGGUUUCCAGGGUGAACUAUGUGAGCAUGAGAUCAACGAGUGCACGAGUACCCCGUGUCGUCAUGGAGCCACGUGUAUAGAUCACGUGGCUGGGUACACGUGUCAGUGUCCCGCAGGUUUCACUGGAUUCGACUGCGAAACGGACGCUGACCCGUGUCGUCCGAAUCCAUGCGCGAAUGGAGCCACGUGCUACACCACAGAUGGGGACUACUUUUGCUACUGUGACGAGUCACACACGGGCAAAAACUGUGAGAUGAGCAGGAACGUAAUUGUUCAGAGUGUGGACAGCUGCACGCUCCUCUUACCCAGCCCUGACGGUCAGGGCGCGGCCAUGCUAGUAUCCUCAGGCAUAUGCGGCACCCACGGACUGUGCAUCUCAAGGCCCGGGGGUCGUUUCGAGUGCAGGUGCACCCAUGGAUUUACGGGGGAAUUCUGUCACGAAAACGUUAAUGACUGUGGGAGCGACCCGUGCCAUAACGGUGGCACAUGCGUGGAUCUCGUGGACGCUUACCAGUGCAUCUGUACAGAAGACUGGGAGGGCACACUCUGCCACAUAAACAAAGAUGGAUGCGCGCCCAAUCCGUGCAGAAAUGGCGGAAAAUGCGAGGACCUCGUGUCCGGCUACGUGUGUCAGUGCACGGGAGAAUGGAAGGGAAGAACGUGCGUACUCAAGGAAGGUCAUUGCGACAUUUCAACGUGCAUGAACGGAGGCACGUGUAUUGACUUGGGAGACACUUUCACGUGCAAGUGUUCAAGCGGUUGGGCGGGAAACACUUGUCAACUGCCAACACGGAGGGCGUGUGACUCAAGCCCGUGCAUGAACAAUAGCACGUGCGUGAACAGCGGCGAUAGUUUCACGUGCAUCUGCCAUCUUGGAUUCGAAGGGCGCUCAUGUGAAACAAAUAUCAACGAAUGCAACCCGUUUCCAUGUUACAACGGCGGGAGUUGUGUUGACGGCAUUAAUCGGUACACGUGCGUUUGUCCUACCGGCUUCUCCGGCCCCGACUGUCGAGUCAACAUAAACGAAUGUGUAUCGAACCCAUGCACGUUCGGGAGUACCUGCAUUGACGGUAUCGGCCAGUUCCAGUGCAUUUGCCCACCCGGACGGACGGACGAACGCUGCCAGACGGUCAUCGGUCAAGCGCCGCCCGCACACCCAUGCGUCCUCAACAGGCGGACGUUCGCCGCCGGAAGUAGCUGGCAGCACGAGUGCCAGGAGUGCAGCUGUGACGACGGAAAGGUCACGUGCACAGAGAACAUGUGUAUCCCGGAAAAUUGCGCCAAAAUUCCGAACGUGACCAGCCGAUAUGUUCCCUGCGCUCCCGGCGAAGUCUGUGUACUGCCGGCGGAAGUAACGUGCUUCACUCUGCCAUGUCUCCCAUGGGGACGCUGUGAGAAGGCAGAUCUAAUUGUCAUGGAUACAUCCCAAAAUGACAAGUUAUGUUACGAAGGAAGCAUGCACAUACACAGCGCAUGCGCAAAGAUUGUGUUGACAUUUGACAAAUCAAAGAUGCCACUAGGAGUCACGGUUGAAGAAGUGUGCUUCAAGAUCAGGCAAUACGUCAGAAACGAUCCGCAGAGUAACUCGUCCGAUUACCUCAUUUCCUGUCGACUACACGGCGUCUUCAGUAACGCUAUUGAGAUCGCAACGUCAUUAGGGACACCAUCGGACGAGUUUUCAAGCCACAAUUUGUUCCGGGCUGUGAAGUCGGUUGCUCACGUCAUCAGCAAAAAUUAUAUGACCGACCCCGCAUUAGUUGCCGUCGUAGAGAUUAGAGUUGACACGUUUGAGGGCGAUCGGCUAUUCAUAGAAAGAGAGCCCGCGUUCCUUGUACCGCUGGUCUGCUCCCUUAUUCUAAUGCUUGGUGGGAUAACAGUGGCACUUCUUGUCAUUUAUCACCGGAAACACAAACUUGACGUCACAACAUGGCGGAGUUCAUCUGGCGCGUCCGUUGAAAGGACAAAUAAUGAAAAUAUUGAAAAUUUUCAAAAUCUCCGUCGCUUUAAAAAUCCGCUUUACGAAAAGGAUAAGAUGGUUGGCAGCAGAAAUUACCGGCAACAAAAUGGAUAUCAGCAAAAUGGCCGCUACGAAGAAAUCGAUGCAGAGGCACGUGCUAGAAGUCCAACGCUAUUGUUACGACAAGAAGAAUUUUCGCAUGGUGACAAUGAAUGGACAGAAUCCGUGCAGUCAAAGACAAGGAUCAAGGAUAUAAAUCUUGAAAUCAAUAAAUCUCGAAUGCAAACUCGGUGUAACGGAUUCGACCGCAAUCUGGGUAACCAUAGUGACAUUGACGAUAUUGAAGCGAAUCUGUAAAGGUUUUGUGCAACCAGUUUUGGAUUUAUUCCAUUUUUUUUCUGAUAACUGGUGAGACAAUGGCAUAUCCUUUUACGAAAAGGCAGCAUUAAAUGUGCUCAAAGAGCAAAACAAAGUCGAAUUUAAGACGGUAAAUGUUGACUGUUGUUCUAUAGUGUGAGAACCAAACAUGUAUGUACAUUUGUGUGUUGUAAUGGUUAUGUAAUGGCACUUCUAUUUCUGUAUUUACUAUGUUUCCUGAUAACGUUCCAUGUUUAUGCUAUGUCUGAACCCAGUUUUAAUGUUUUGUAUGAUACAAAUAUUUGCUAAACUGUUUAUCAUUAUGCAUUGAUCUUUUGCAUCUUUUACCAUAAGGUCACGCGUCAGUAGUAUUUAUUAUUUUCACACUGUGUGGUAUUUUUUAUAUAAUAAUAAUUAUUAUCUUUUAUGCCAUUUCUUAUCAUUACAUUUGAACGUGUACGUCUGAUGUUGUUUUUAAUGAAUAAAUUGCUACAGAUGAUUUGCCGUUAAUAUGUUCGCUGUACCACUUACAACCUGUGUUUGCUUUACAAAAGGUAAGAACUAAUCAGUUAGACAA